CAUAGUGUUUAUGAACAGUUCCAAUGCCUCCCAAUUUCUUAAUUUGAUCAACAGACUCAUUUAGAAUUUAGAAAAAUGGAUUCACGGUCAUCAAAUUAUCACCGAAAUCAUGAUGAUGAUGAUGAUGAUGGUGAUCGAAAUGAUAAUCAUCGACAUCAUUAUAAACAUCGUAAAUAUCAAUAUCAUUCUGAACGAAUACGAUAUCAGAAUCAAUAUGACAAUCAAACAUCAAACAGUCAAUCGUCAUCGAUUUCAUCGAUUGUAGCCAAUCAUUAUAAUAGUAUUCAUAAUAAUGAUAUUCAAGAACGAAAAAAGAGCCGUAUCUAUUAUAUGAGAAAUUUUAAUAAUUGGGUUAAAAGUAUAAUCAUACGUGAUACUAUAAAAUUAUUACGAUCCGAACGAGAUGAUCAAAAUGAUACCGAAUUCAUUGUACAUGAUCUCGCCUGUGGUAAAGGUGGUGACCUAACUAAAUAUGAGAAAAGUCAAAUCACACAUUUCAUUGGAUCAGAUAUUGCAAGUGUUUCUAUUGAACAUUGUAAAGAACGAUACGGUAAUUCUCGUAAAUACUUUAAAGCCGAAUUCAUCAAUGCCGAUUGUUCUCGUGAACUGAUCAAAGAUAAAUUAUCCGAUCCAAAUAUUCGUUUCGAUAUGACUAGUUGUCAGUUUUCAUUUCAUUAUUGUUUUGAGUCAUAUGAUCAGGUUCGAACUAUGGUACGCAAUGCAUCUGAAUGUUUGAAAAUUGGUGGCAUUUUUUGUGGUACAAUGCCAGAUUCAAUCGAAGUAAUGCGACGAUUGAAAGAAUGUGGAACAAAUCAAUUCGGUAAUGAUGUAUAUUCAAUCAAAUUUGAUAAAUCCUAUGAUGAAAUGACAGCCGCUGGUAUAUCGUUAUUUGGAGCUAAAUAUGAUUUUCAUCUUGAAGAAGUGGUUGAUUGUCCAGAAUUUUUAGUCUACUUUCCAAUCAUGGAAGAAAUCUGUGAAAGUUAUGGGCUUAAAUUGAUAUUCAAAAAAAGAUUCGAUGAAUUUUACGAAGAAAAUCGUGAAGGUGAUGAUAAUUCACGAUUGUUGAACUUUAUGGAAGCACUGGAAAAAUAUCCACCCAAAGAUCGUGAACGUCCAAUGGGCAAACCAGAAGAUUAUCGACAUAUUCGUGAAUAUCUACAGAAUUCAUCCGGCCAAUCGAUCAAUACGAUCGGCACCUUAUCCAAAUCCGAAUGGGAAGCUGUAACAUUGUAUUUGGUAUUUUCAUUUCGUAAAGUUUUUUGAUUCCCAGAGACAUACAUUUUGUAACGACAUUUUUCAUUAAUAAUUCCUAAAUCGAAUCUAAAUUUUUUUUCGUUUAAUUUUAAAAUCAGUUAACAUAAAAUAA
Dermatophagoides farinae (American house dust mite) is the source of this 1366-nucleotide messenger RNA. RefSeq names its product RNA guanine-7 methyltransferase (gene Rnmt). Gene Ontology annotation, cellular component: nucleus. Gene Ontology annotation, molecular function: mRNA 5'-cap (guanine-N7-)-methyltransferase activity. The record is from RefSeq and is a predicted model, not a curated record. Lineage: Eukaryota; Metazoa; Arthropoda; Arachnida; Sarcoptiformes; Pyroglyphidae. Gene Ontology annotation, biological process: 7-methylguanosine mRNA capping.